This is a messenger RNA of Aspergillus calidoustus, 1182 nucleotides long. The record is from the annotation of a GenBank genome assembly. Lineage: Eukaryota; Fungi; Ascomycota; Eurotiomycetes; Eurotiales; Aspergillaceae.
CAGGGGGGAAAGCUUCCGCCACACUCUUCACAAGCCUCUCUCCAUAUUCAGCAUUGAUCGCGUCUGUUUAUCCUCUCUCGCGUUGCCAGAAAAGCCAUGGCUGUGGACCAUAUCAUUGACCCCUACGGGGAUGUCGUCCUCGUCAUCGCCAACCUCAACGCUCCGACUGCAGACGUGUGUGACCGUCCAUGCGCCGCAGCCACCGCUCCAACGCUCCGUCGAGCACCAACCGAUCCCAUCGCCGAACGCCCCAAAAAGCGAGCACGAACAUCGGGAAAGAAGCCCGCAUCAACCGGGGAGCCCACAAGCUCGAAAGUUAAGAAUUCCACCACCCAAAAGCCAAGGGCGAACGGCCAGGAGCCAGAACCGACACCGACACCGGACUCAGGUCCAAAGGAGAUUCGCAUCCAGGUCUCUGGGAAGCAACUAUCUCUUGCCUCGUCACUAUUCGCUCAGAUGGUCCAAGCGUCCGUGAAGAAGAAGCAGGCCCAGAAAGGGAGGAUCGAAGUCAAUCUCGUCGGCUGGGAUCUUAAUGCACUCUUAAUCGUCCUUUACAUCAUCCAUGAACAACACGACAAGGUUCCACGGCGUCUGGGGAUCCAGAUUCUCGCUAAAGUCGCUCUCAUCGCUACAUACUACGGGUGCGCUUGUGUGCUCCCGUAUGGUGACAUAUGGCACGAAUCGCUCAAGAACGACGCACUGCCAGAUUCCUACGGUAAUGAACUCUGUCUGUUGCUUUGGGUAUCUAACUACUUUCGCUGGGUGGGGUGCUUCAAUGCGUGUUGUCUGAUAUUCGUCGAUAGUAACCCGUCUGUUAUCACUUUCCCUGGUUUCCCUGUUCUGGAACAGACAAUUGACGCGAUGAACAAAGCCCGAGAAAGCACACUCCACAAACUCAUAACACACAUUUACGGAAUCCGAGACCGAGUGAUCUACGACGCCGGAAUCCUACGCGACAUUUGCCGCCGCGAGUGCUGUCUGCACAUCCUCCGGUCCCUCGCGACGGCGAUGCACUCCCUCAACCUGAACUAUGUUCAGCCAAAAGAACCCUAUCACGGAAUCAGCUGCAGGGACGUCAAGGGAUUGCUACGAGACCAGAGCUCGUCUUGGUUGAGUCGCAAGGCUAGAUUACAUCGACUCGUCGCCGCCUAUUGUGUCGGUGAGCACGCGACCCUAGCAUGA